Messenger RNA from Knipowitschia caucasica, 525 nucleotides. Lineage: Eukaryota; Metazoa; Chordata; Actinopteri; Gobiiformes; Gobiidae. The record is from the annotation of a GenBank genome assembly.
AUGCCUUCUAACGUAGAAGUUAAAGCCGUCGUUAGUAACCCUGAAGACUUUGCUGGAGUAGCCGCUCAGCUCAGCCAGUCCGAGGGCGCCAUCAUCCGGCAACACGACACCUUCUUCCACUGCAGCCAGGGUCGGCUGAAGCUCAGAGACUUCAUGGAUGGGACUGGGCAGCUUAUAUUCUAUGAGCGCCCUGACUCGGAUGGACCCAAGCUCUCUCGUUAUUCCAUCAGUCCCACCAGUGACCCGUCCUCUCUCAGGAUGGUGCUCUCGGAUGCUCUCGGUGUCAAAGGCGAAGUGCGAAAGGAGAGGCGUCUCUUCCUUGUUGGGCAGACCCGAAUCCAUCUGGACUCUGUGGAGGGCCUUGGGCAUUACAUGGAGCUGGAGGUGGUGAUGCGUCCUGAGCAGACUGUUGAAGAGGGACAACAGGUUGCCCACGGACUGAUGGAGCAACUGGGAGUCUCUGAAGAGAGUCUGGUCACUGGAGCAUACAUGGAUCUCAUAUUGAAGGGAGUCAAAGAAACCUAA